UAGCUCCAUAUCCACAUUUGAUUUAGAAGGAAUAAAUUUCUUCGCAGUGCUUGACUGCUUGUCCAUUGGACCAUGACUUUGUACAUCUACUCUAUAUGAAUAUGAGAAUAUCCUCAUCUUUCAAAAUAUGUGCAUUUCACUUUCUCCAUAUCUCUUAUCUCAAACCCAGAACUAGCAUCAUUCACCCAUCACCAUAAACACAAGAUGUGCACCGUAGAAAAACGAGGCAACAUCUUCAUCCUAACCCUAACCAGCACCAAAGAAAACGAUGAACACCGUCUAAAUCCAACCCUAAUCACCUCAAUUCGUUCCGCCAUUAACAACAUCAAAUCUCAAUCUCUCUCCUCACCAAACUCCUCCUACGCACUAAUCACCACCGCCACUGGAAAAUUCUUCUCCAAUGGCCUCGAUCUCCGAUGGGCUCAAUCCUCGGGAGAUUUCGUCAAAAAUCUCCAUCACAUGGUGGAAUCAUUCAAGCCAUUAGUCGCCGAUUUUCUCUCUCUUCCGAUGCCGACGAUUGCAGCACUCAACGGCCACGCAGCUGCCGCAGGAUUUGCGCUCGCACUUUCGCACGAUUAUUUGUUGAUGAGAAAAGAUAGAGGUGUUUUGUAUAUGAGUGAGGUUGAUAUUGGAAUGACUUUACCAGAGUAUUUUAACCUUCUUUUUAGGGAGAAAGCUGGGUGGAAAGCUAGGAGAGAGAUAUUGAUGAGAGGGAGGAAAUUGAAGGGAGAAGAAGGAAUGAAAUUGGGUGUUGUUGAUGAGAUUUUUGAAAGUGGAGAGGAAGUUUUUGAAAGAGGUGUGAAGUUAGGGGAAGAGUUUGUAAAGAGGAAUUGGAAUGGUGAGGUUUAUGCUGAAAUUAGGAAAGGGUUGUAUCCUGAAUUGUGUCAAGAGUUGGGGUUGGGUAGGAAAAGUUUGGUUGUUCCUAGGCUUUGAUUUUGUGCAAUUUAGUAUAUAUGCAAAAAAUAAUGUGGAUCGAACGUACGCAAAAAAAUAGCAUUGGAUGUACGAUAUAUAUGCUUGGUUGAUUCUA
Messenger RNA from Beta vulgaris subsp. vulgaris (sugar beet), 1030 nucleotides. RefSeq names its product enoyl-CoA delta isomerase 2, peroxisomal. Gene Ontology annotation, molecular function: enoyl-CoA hydratase activity; delta(3)-delta(2)-enoyl-CoA isomerase activity. NCBI's taxonomy places the organism in Eukaryota, Viridiplantae, Streptophyta, Magnoliopsida, Caryophyllales, Amaranthaceae. Gene Ontology annotation, biological process: fatty acid beta-oxidation. Gene Ontology annotation, cellular component: peroxisome. The record is from RefSeq and is a predicted model, not a curated record. The transcript has a single exon. The coding region runs from base 205 to 933 and encodes 242 amino acids.